Symbiodinium sp. CCMP2456 is the source of this 609-nucleotide messenger RNA. Lineage: Eukaryota; Dinophyceae; Suessiales; Symbiodiniaceae. The record is from the annotation of a GenBank genome assembly.
AUGUUCAUCCUCUACUUCAUGUUGUCCUCGAUGAUGGCAAUCGACGUCUUCAUGGGCCACGUGCUUUUCACUUCUGUCAUUGGUAUCGUCUUGGGCACUCAGCGCGGUCUCAAUGGCAUGCGGAAGGCGGGUGACUCUGCCGUCUUCCUUUCCGACUCCGACCUGGGUGUGGGGGAGAACAACCCUCGAGCUGGGAAGCUCAUGCAGCGUGUCUUUGGCAACGGCUGGCGCCACACGUGGAAUCUCAUCUGCUAUCGUCUUUGGAAGGAAGACGUGCUCAGCAGCCAAGAGGCCGAUCAGCUCAUGCAGAUGGCCAGCAAGAGCAACUCCGACAAGAAUCCAGAUGCCCCCGUCUACCUGAACACGCUCCAUCCCGUCGUCCGGGAGCGCUUUACUUUCUUCUUCGCCUCGCUCCGUACCAUCUGUGAGGAUCGGAUGCGAAUGGAGGAGAAUCCGCCGAUUUCGCACCAUGGGAUCUUCCGGACACAUGACAUCAUGCCUUUGUCCCAAGUACUGCCAGCCGUGAACGAAGAGGUCAUCCUCCAAGACGCCAUGCUCACCGGCAACAAUGGAGAAAACCUCCGGUGGAUCAUCGGCAAGUAUCCGAAG